AUGCCGCCGCGCCGCCAGCCCACUCCAGCGCCACCGCCCGAUGCAUGUACGCCCUCCCCCUACGCGACCGGCGCUAAGCCAGGCGCGGCCUUUCAUCCCCAACACCGCCGCCCUAGGACGCCGCCCUGCAUCUCCAAUGUCGCGCCGCCCGUUCACCCGACGCGAGGACGCCUCUGCCUGAAUCGAGGACGUCAGCGCCCUGCACCACUGCUCCUCGAAGCCACACUACCUCUGAAGACAAACGCUGUACUGGAACUAGCUCACAGUAUCAACCACAUCGUGUUGCUUUCUGGGACGCCCUCUUUGUCAAGACCUUUUGACAUCUAUCACCAGAUAAAUAUGUUACGUCCCAAUUUGCUUGGACAUGAUAAAUUUGAGUUUGCAAGGACAUACUGUUCACUUCAUGUUGCUCAAAGAUCUCACGGUAAAACCUACCAGGACUUUUCAAAGGGUGCUCGGUUGACGGAGUUAAAUGUUUUGCUCAGUCAGACUCUCAUGCCUGUCGGUGGCCAUCUCGCUGCAGGCUAAGCACAUGAAGAA
Messenger RNA from Lolium rigidum, 540 nucleotides. RefSeq lists its product as uncharacterized. The transcript has 6 exons. The coding region runs from base 1 to 528 and encodes 175 amino acids. NCBI's taxonomy places the organism in Eukaryota, Viridiplantae, Streptophyta, Magnoliopsida, Poales, Poaceae. Gene Ontology annotation, biological process: replication fork processing; DNA repair. Gene Ontology annotation, cellular component: nuclear replication fork. The record is from RefSeq and is a predicted model, not a curated record.